Molecule: messenger RNA, 789 nt
Organism: Metarhizium robertsii ARSEF 23
Lineage: Eukaryota; Fungi; Ascomycota; Sordariomycetes; Hypocreales; Clavicipitaceae
Exons: 4
Coding region: 1-789 (262 amino acids)
Biological process (GO): ribosome biogenesis
Cellular component (GO): ribonucleoprotein complex
Source: RefSeq, a predicted model, not a curated record
AUGCCCCCCAAGACUGGAAAGAAGGUGGCCCCGGCCCCUUUCCCUCAGGGAAAGGCUGGCUCGAAGAAGGCUCCCAAGAACCCUCUCAUCGAGAAGCGCCCCCGCAACUACGGCAUCGGCCAGGACAUCCAGCCCAAGCGAAACCUCUCCCGCAUGGUUAAGUGGCCCGAGUAUGUCCGUCUUCAGCGCCAGAAGAAGAUCCUCCAGAUGCGCCUGAAGGUUCCCCCUGCACUGUCCCAGUUCCAGCACGUCCUCGACCGCAACACUGCUGCGCAGGCCUUCAAGCUCCUCAACAAGUACCGCCCUGAGACCAAGGUCGAGAAGAAGGAGCGUCUCCUGAAGGAGGCUACCGCCGUCAAGGAGGGCAAGAAGAAGGAGGACGUUAGCAAGAAGCCUUACACCGUCAAGUACGGCUUGAACCACGUCGUCGGUCUCAUUGAGAACAAGAAGGCCUCCCUGGUCCUCAUCCCCAACGAUGUUGACCCCAUUGAGUUGGUUGUCUUCCUGCCUUCUCUCUGCAAGAAGAUGGGCGUCCCCUAUGCCAUUGUCAAGGGCAAGGCCCGUCUAGGCACCGUCGUCCACAAGAAGACCGCUGCCGUUCUGGCCCUCACCGAGGUCCGAGCAGAGGACAAGACUGAGCUUUCCAAGCUCGUCUCUUCCAUCAAGGAUGGCUUCAUGGAGAAGCACGAGCAGGCUCGCCGACAGUGGGGUGGUGGCAUCAUGGGCGCCAAGGCCCAGAUGCGCAUUACCAAGAAGCAGAAGGCUGCGGAGGCUGCCACCAAGAUUUAA